CUGCAUGUGCUGUUGGCUUUCUUCGUUGUCUUGCGACCACUUUGUCUGCUUCUCAGCGUCUUCUUACCUCCGAAAGUCAGACACGAAUUAGGUCCUGUACAAAUUCGUUGAAAAAUGUCAGGUCCGAAGGCACCAGAUUGCUAUAUUAAUUGGUUGUUUGGCGUGCGGUUCGUCGCUCUUAUUCGGCGGAUUCUUCGAUCAAAGGGCGGGGGGAGGAAGCACCGUCUCGCGGCGGAAGAGAAGGCGGUUGCGAUGAACACGGCGGCGGCGCGCGGCGGAGCCAGGAUUAUUGAAGAAGAUAAUUAUAUGAAAGGGGAUAAUAAUAAUAAUAAUAAUAAUAAUAAUAAUAAUAAUAGUACGGCACUGCAGAAGUCUGUGAAGAUGCUUCACUUUGGGGGUUGGGAGGAGAAAGAAGCGGCGGCGGAGGAGAUACGGAGGCUGGCGGCGGAGGAUCUCAAGCGGCGGAAGAUCAUGGCGGAGCUCGGCGUGAUUCCGGCGCUGGUAGCUAUGGUUGGGUCGGAUGCGGCGGCGCGUCGAUCGGCGGCGGUGGCUGCGUUGAUUGAGAUCGCCAAUGGCUCCUUCACAAACAGGGCUCUAAUGGUGGAGGCAGGGCUCUUGUCGAAAUUACCGGCGGAGAUAUCGUCGACGGAGGAGACUACGAAGCAGCAAUUUGCAGAGCUCCUCCUGUCUAUAUCAGCUCUGGCCAACAGUCAAUUCUCUUCCCUGACAUCGACUCCAGGGCUGAUUCUGGCGGCUGUCUCCAUUCUCCGAUCGACAUCAAACACCGAGUCAAGAAAACUAUGCUUAGGGACAUUGUUCAACCUGUCCUCUGUUUUGGAUAAUGCGGGAAGUUUGAUCAUGACAGGGGUUGUCGACGACUUGAUCAGGCUGUCGACUGCAAAAGAGGCGUCGGAGAAGGCUCUGGCGACUCUAGGAAACCUCGUCGUGACAUCGCCGGGAAGGACGGUGGUCGAGCAUAAUUGCAUGGUUCCGGAAGGUUUGAUAGAGAUCAUGACAUGGGAGGAUAAGCCCAAAUGCCAAGAACUAAGUGCUUACAUUUUGAUGAUCUUGGCCCACCAGAGCGCACCACAACGACGGAAAAUGGCCGAGGCCGGGAUUGUCCAGGUGCUUCUAGAAGUAUCAUUGUUGGGCAGUCCAUUGGCUCAGAAAAGAGCUCUUAAGAUAUUGCAGUGGUUUAAGGAUGAUCGGAGAACUCGAGUGGGCUUUCACUCGGGGCCACAGGUCGGCAAGAGAGCGACGAUUGGCUCUCCGGUUGACCGGAAGGAAGUUUUCGAAGGGAAGAAGAUGAUGAAGAAGAUUGUGAAGCAGAGCUUGUAUAAAAACAUGGAAACGAUUACACGCCGAGCGAACGGCGGUGACGAGGAGGAGGAGGAGGAGGAUGAUCACUUGAAGCUUAAAGCAUUGAUGAUCAGCUCAAGUUCUAAAAGCUUGCCCUACUAGGGAGAUUUUACAGUGUAUAUUUUGUGAAGAAAUGUUGUAACAUCUUUUUUAAGUUGAAUAAAAUGGAGGAGAAGGUGAAAUGUGAAUGAACUUUAACGUGGAAUUCAUGUUGGCCCAUAUUUAUAUGUAAUUGGGCUUUUGGUUAAAUUGGUAAGACUUAUAAUUGCGUACGCUACGACGUCGUAUGAUUGUGUAAUUAAGGCGGUUUAGGGGAGCCGAAAACGCAGCGUUUUGCGGGAAGGACAGCACGGUAUAUAUACGGUCAUAUAGAUAGGGUUU
Messenger RNA from Andrographis paniculata, 1740 nucleotides. Its product is annotated as U-box domain-containing protein 4. Lineage: Eukaryota; Viridiplantae; Streptophyta; Magnoliopsida; Lamiales; Acanthaceae. The record is from RefSeq and is a predicted model, not a curated record. The transcript has 2 exons. Bases 115 to 1461 code for a protein of 448 amino acids.